This is a messenger RNA of Fonsecaea multimorphosa CBS 102226, 783 nucleotides long. RefSeq names its product ribosomal RNA small subunit methyltransferase NEP1. Gene Ontology annotation, cellular component: nucleolus; small-subunit processome. Gene Ontology annotation, molecular function: rRNA (pseudouridine) methyltransferase activity; rRNA binding. Gene Ontology annotation, biological process: rRNA base methylation. Bases 1 to 783 code for a protein of 260 amino acids. Lineage: Eukaryota; Fungi; Ascomycota; Eurotiomycetes; Chaetothyriales; Herpotrichiellaceae. The record is from RefSeq and is a predicted model, not a curated record. The transcript is spliced from 3 exons.
AUGUCUUCUAGAUCCGUUGAAGCUGGCGUCAAAAGAAAGCGCUCGAGAGCGCAGUCCCUCCCCCCGCCCGAACUUCCUCGACUCGUCGCCGAACAACAUGUCCCCAUCGCAGCGAGUGACAAAGACACGAAAAGACUGAUCGUGGUGCUGUCAAAUGCCUCUCUCGAAACCUACCGAGCGGCACACAGCGGAAAACCUGGAGGGAAAGAGGAGAAGUAUUCACUCCUAAAUAGCGACGAGCAUAUCGGUGUCAUGCGGAAGAUGGGCCGCGAUAUAAGUGAUGCCCGACCCGACAUCACCCAUCAGUGCCUGCUUACUCUGCUCGAUUCUCCCAUCAAUAAAGCGGGGAAACUACAGAUCUACAUUCACACGGCGAAGGGGGUUUUGAUCGAAGUCAGCCCCACCGUGCGCAUUCCCAGGACCUUCAAGCGGUUCGCCGGUCUCAUGGUCCAGCUGCUGCACCGGCUCUCCAUUCGAUCGGUGAAUUCGCAGGAGAAACUCCUCAAGGUCAUCAAGAACCCCAUCACCGAUCACCUCCCACCGAAUUGCCGAAAAGUCACGCUCAGUUUCGAUGCCGAAGUCGUCCGAGUUCGCGACUACGUCGACACCUUGGGAGACAACGAGAGCAUCUGCGUCUUUGUCGGGGCCAUGGCCAAGGGCAAGGACGACUUUGCCGACGCCUUCAAGGACGAAUCCAUCAGUAUCAGCAACUACAGCCUCAGCGCCAGCAUUGCUUGCAGCAAAUUCUGCCACGCUUGCGAGGACGCGUGGAGAAUCAUCUAA